GUUUCACAUCCUGUGCAGCAGUAAACACUGAAGUAAGAAGGGGUUGGUGACUGUUAGGAGACCGCAAAGGAACCGAGGACUGGAAUCCAAAAAACUAGAGUUAAAAGCUCUCCGGGGUUCCUGACAGCUCAGCUGUUACUAACAGGAAGGGCCACAGACUCAGCUGUGCAAAGCCCCAUCAUGAUAUCACAAAUAAUGACCAAUGAAGAUGUUACGGUGAUUACAUCAAAUGGAAUCAUUUUUCCCCAAGCAAGCAAACCUCAACCUACCCACCAGAGUCAGGAUAGCCUGAAGAAAUCUUUAAAGGCAGAGGUCAAAGUGAUGGCGACGAUCCAGAUUAUGUGUGGUGUCAUGGUGUUCUGUCUGGGGAUCGUUUUAGCGUCUGCUUUCAUGGCCCCACAUUUUACUUCAGUGUACUCCAUCCUGUUAAAGUCCACUUACCCCUUUUUAGGAGCCUUGUGUAAGAGACAAAGAGAAUUAUUGCAACAACCUGGAAAGAGGUACAAGGACACCUGUUGCUCAUUUCAGGUUCGCAGCAGCCUGGCUCUAAGCAUCCUGAGCAUUCCUUUUGCUCUCCUGGGCAUCAUCAUCCUCUCUAUCAUUCUGAAUAAGUUGGAAGCUGCCUUACAUCAGUGUGAGCUGAGCAAGGUAUUUACACCAACCGAAAACAUUUACAGCUACUACAGGGAGCCACGUGACACAGGCUGCCUCCCUGCCAAAGGUGUUCUGACUGGAGCCAUGUCUGUGAUGCUGAUCGGCAGUGUGCUGGAGCUCGGCCUGGCUGUGCUCACUGCUGUGUUGUGGUGGAAGCAGGCCCACUCUGACUUCCCUGGGAAUGUGAUUUUCCUGCCUCAGGGCUCAAGGGAUAAACCCGACGUGUUUUCAAAGACACCUGCAUCCUCUGCAUAUGAAGAACUGUUGAUUCCUUAAGAAUAAAAAAAGUAGAAAAUAUUCAUCAGAACGUCUAUUUUUAUGAUAAUGUAGAAUAUCCAAUCAUUGCAAGAGAGAAAUGAUUAAAUUCCCUAAAAUGUAGGCUGCUUAUACAGUGAGUACCAGACAUGUGCUGAACAGGCAUAUUCAGUGACAUUCUUUUGAUUUGCAUGACCUUGGCUUCAGCCAAAACUCCAGUCUGUAAAUUCCCAUUUCCUGGAGUGCCCAAGAGUCCCAGCUAUUUCUCAGAAAACUAUGCAGAAAGUUUCAAGGGAUCUUGGUAGAGCAAAGGGCCAACAUUUUCUUAUCUGCUGCAGUUGGCAGCAGUUUAACUAUUUGGUGUCUGCGUUCAGAAUCCCUGUGAUGACAGAAUUCUUUUGUCAUAUCCAUUUUAUUCAUUAGUGCAUGGAAACAUGUUCCCUGUAGUGGAGUCUCAAGGAGUGUACAUGCUGUUGGUCUCAAAAUAAAGGCUUAGUGUGAUUGUGUGUUUUAUUUGUAA
This is a messenger RNA of Nannospalax galili (Upper Galilee mountains blind mole rat), 1429 nucleotides long. RefSeq names its product membrane-spanning 4-domains subfamily A member 6D. The transcript has 6 exons. NCBI's taxonomy places the organism in Eukaryota, Metazoa, Chordata, Mammalia, Rodentia, Spalacidae. The coding region runs from base 181 to 930 and encodes 249 amino acids. Gene Ontology annotation, cellular component: trans-Golgi network; plasma membrane. The record is from RefSeq and is a predicted model, not a curated record. Gene Ontology annotation, biological process: cell surface receptor signaling pathway.